Selaginella moellendorffii is the source of this 501-nucleotide messenger RNA. RefSeq names its product peamaclein. The record is from RefSeq and is a predicted model, not a curated record. The transcript is spliced from 2 exons. NCBI's taxonomy places the organism in Eukaryota, Viridiplantae, Streptophyta, Lycopodiopsida, Selaginellales, Selaginellaceae. Bases 1 to 324 code for a protein of 107 amino acids.
AUGAGGAUUUCUUCACUGAUCUUUCUGGCAUUCCUGUUAUGGAUCUCUGUUGAGGUGAUUUCAUCUUACUCUGUUAGCAACACCAUUUUGGUUCCAGAUGUCUCAAUUUCCCUGUCCUGUGAUCCACAACAAAACAAAACAGACUGUUCCAAAGAAUGCAACAGGAGGUGCUCCAAAGCAGGCAGACCAAAGAGAUGCCUCAAGUGCUGUAACAUCUGCUGUGCAAAGUGCCACUGUGUUCCUCCUGGAACCUAUGGCAACAGAGAGACAUGCCCCUGCUAUGCAACCAUGACCAACCACAGGGGAGGCUUGAAAUGUCCAUAGAGAAUCAAAAAAGAGGUAUAGUGGAGUUCCAGGGCUCAAUCAACCACAAGUUCUAGACAAGCAACAUAGAGAUGGAGUUAGUGCAAGCCAAAUAAUGUAUUCAGGAACCAAAAAAAAUCAACAGUACCAAGGCAGGAAAGAGAGAGGUGUCUAACAGCUAGCUAGCAGCAUAGAAAA